Messenger RNA from Caenorhabditis elegans, 204 nucleotides. RefSeq lists its product as uncharacterized. Bases 1 to 204 code for a protein of 67 amino acids. The record is from RefSeq and is marked reviewed. Lineage: Eukaryota; Metazoa; Nematoda; Chromadorea; Rhabditida; Rhabditidae. The transcript is spliced from 2 exons.
AUGAGAUUUCUCGUAUAUACUCUACUUAUACUCAAUGUAGCUUCGAUACUGACUGCCUACGAUGUUAAGGACUUUGCAAAAUUUCAACGGAACGUAAUUCGAAAUAUGGAGAAGUUGGAAAAGCUUCUUGGAAACAAAAGACCACAUUGCUGCAGAUAUUCAAUUCAGAGUCAUCGAAUUGGUGGAGUUAUCAUCUUGGGCUGA